This is a messenger RNA of Eutrema salsugineum, 1244 nucleotides long. Its product is annotated as probable serine/threonine-protein kinase PBL3. The transcript has 5 exons. The record is from RefSeq and is a predicted model, not a curated record. Gene Ontology annotation, biological process: protein phosphorylation. NCBI's taxonomy places the organism in Eukaryota, Viridiplantae, Streptophyta, Magnoliopsida, Brassicales, Brassicaceae. Gene Ontology annotation, molecular function: protein kinase activity; ATP binding. The coding region runs from base 1 to 1191 and encodes 396 amino acids.
AUGGGGAAUUGCUUUGAGUCGUGCUCAGAGAGGAAUGUCAAUGAGGAUGAAAACGUUGGUUCUUCAGUGAACUCGAAACCCUCUUCACGAGGUGAUAGUGAUACUGGAAGAAGCUCGAAUCUGUCAUAUCCAUGGAGUUUAAAACCUCUGAUCACCAGGAAAAGUGAAGCUAGCAGCGCUUUACCUGCACCGACCAAAGAAAGAGAUAUAAUGCCUUCCCAUCAUUUGAAGUCCUUUACGUUAGAUGAGCUAAAGAAUGCUACAGGAAACUUCUGUCCAGAGAGUCUCAUUGGAGAAGGAGGAUUCGGGUUUGUUCACAAAGGCUGCGUUAAUGGUGGACCGGGAAUCGAACUCGCGGUUGCUGUAAAGAAGCUUAAAACUGAAGGGUUUCAGGGACACAAGGAGUGGCUGAGGGAAGUGAAUUAUCUUGGGAGAUUGCAUCAUCCAAAUCUGGUGAAAUUGAUUGGUUACUCCUUGGAAGACGAAAACCGUCUUUUGGUCUAUGAGUAUAUGCCUAAUGGCAGCUUGGAAAAUCAUUUGUUUGAAAGGCGUUCCAACGUGCUUUCUUGGUCACUGCGUAUGAAAGUAGCAAUUGGUGCUGCUCGAGGGCUAUGUUUUUUGCACGAAGCCAAGGACCAAGUCAUUUACAGAGACUUCAAAGCAGCAAAUAUUCUUCUUGAUUCAGGGUUCAACGCCAAACUCUCUGACUUUGGAUUGGCUAAAGAAGGUCCAACCGAUGACCGUUCACACGUGACAACCGAAGUCAUCGGUACACAAGGUUACGCAGCUCCAGAAUAUCUAGCAACAGGUCAUCUAACAACGAAAUGCGACGUUUACAGCUUCGGUGUAGUCUUGCUAGAGAUUCUCUGUGGACGUCGAGCCAUAGACAAAACCAGAGCUAGAGAAGAAGAAAACCUAGUUGAAUGGGCGAAACCUUACUUGCGAGACAAGCGAAAAGUGUUUAGGAUAAUGGACACUAAGCUUGUGGGUCAGUACCCUCAGAAAGCAGCGUUUAUGAUGUCUUUCUUGGCCUUACAAUGUAUUGGAGAUGUUAAGGUUAGACCAUCGAUGCCUGAGGUUUUGUCUCUUCUUGAGAAAGUUCCGACUCCAAGACAUAGAAAGAGUAGGAGCAAAAGUUUUGGUGCUAACUCUUCUUCCAUGUCUUCAAAACGGUUUCUCAGACACAACUAAGGACUAAAUGUUUAUGGCUUUAAUGUCUUGACUAGGUUCUAACUCUCGCACAG